Molecule: messenger RNA, 1323 nt
Organism: Arabis nemorensis
Lineage: Eukaryota; Viridiplantae; Streptophyta; Magnoliopsida; Brassicales; Brassicaceae
Source: the annotation of a GenBank genome assembly
AUGGCUCAAGCAGCGAGAUUAAGCAUGAGAAUGCACAAGGAAGUGAAGCUUCUCCUCUCCGAUCCACCUCACGGCGCUUCGUUUCCACAUCUCUCUUCCGCCGCCGCUGGCUCCGCCGAUCUCUCUACUUUCUCCACCAUCGAUGCUCAGAUCCAAGGUCCUGAAGAUACUGUAUAUGCUGAUGGAAUCUUCAACGUGAAGAUUCAAAUCCCUGAGAGAUAUCCGUUUCAGCCUCCGAUUGUGGCCUUUGCUACACCGAUUUACCAUCCGAACAUCGAUAAUAGUGGCCGGAUUUGCCUUGACAUCUUAAAUCUCCCUCCCAAGGGUGCUUGGCAACCAUCAUUGAAUAUCUCAACGGUUUUGACGAGCAUCGGAUUGUUGCUGAGUGAACCGAAUCCGGAUGAUGGAUUGAUGUGUGAAGUAAGCAAGGAGUACAAAUACAAUAGACAAGCUUUUGAUUAUAAAGCACGAGAGAUGACCGAGAGGUAUGCAAAGGUUAAGGCUGAUGGAAGCAACUCCAGCCUCCAAAUUCAGGAAAGUAUAAACGCAGGCGAGGUUAAGAGUUGCGGAGACGGGAAGCCAUCUGAAAGUGGAAAUAGUGUUUUAGCUUGUAAUCACGAAAAGCCGGAGGGGAUUAAGAACAAGUUAACAGUGGAGCCUUCCUUAACACAUAGAGAGAAAUGUGACACUGCAGCAAAAGAUAUACGGAAUAGCCAACUGCUUCUCUCAAGUUCCAAAGAUCAACAAAUGGAUGGAAAUGGAAAAAGAAAAGCAGUGAUUGGUUUCGCUGAUGCAAACGCGUAUGGUAACGAUGGGAUAAAAGCGAGCAGGAAGAAAUUAUCUCUUGCCAUGCCAUUGCCUCCUCAAUCUCAGAAGAAAGACUUGUGUGGUGGAGAACUCACAAAUGGAGUUUCAGCUUCUUGCAAAGAAAACAAGAAACCACAUUCGAACGGAAAGAAGCUUUCUCUGGGGCUAAAGCAGCCAUUGGAUAAUGCAGCAUCACUUAAUAACAACUUGGCAGCAAAAAGUGACAGCAGUAGACUAAGCCAAAAACUGUCCCUGAGACCACUCGGAGAGUCAGCGUUGAAUGAAGUACGCAAAACCAAGGUACUUGCGCAAACUGACAUGGAACCAGACAUGAAUCAAAUUCAAGAUGCAAGAAACUGGCGCGGUGAGUUUGAGAAGUCGGGCUUGGAAGAAGCAUCAAUGCCUGAAUCCAUUGUUGUACUAGACAGUGAUGAAAGCGGAGAAGAAGAUAAGACAGUCUCUUCGAGGUCAAGAUUAUCAUUGGCAAGGAGGAGAAGCCUCAAGUUGAAAAGCUGA